Molecule: messenger RNA, 4298 nt
Organism: Paramuricea clavata
Lineage: Eukaryota; Metazoa; Cnidaria; Anthozoa; Malacalcyonacea; Plexauridae
Source: the annotation of a GenBank genome assembly
AUGAGAGUACACGUAAAAUUCGAGGAUAAAUGUCUAGUUAUUCCUUGUAAAGAUGGCAAACAGUCUAUAAAAUGGUUGAUUUCAGAAGCAGUGGAAAGAUUUCGAAAGUUACGCAGUACAGAAUCAACAGUCGGCUCACAGUUAGAUGGCUUGUCAAAUAUGCCCAGUUGUUUAUAUUUGCCUAACGGAGGCGGCAUGUUGUUCUUCAACGAUGCCAUCGAAGACGUAUUAGAAAAUGAUGGGUUUGCUGAAUUAAAAAGUAAAAUAGAAAAUGAAGGAUUAUGUAUUUAACUAUUUUUAAUUGAAGAUAAUAUAACAUAGAUUUAUAAAAAAGAAGGACAUUAGGACAAAUAAUAAACGUUUCUGUUAGAAAGACGUCAAUAUGACGUCAGUGGGAGGCGGGGGUUUGUUGGUAUGACGUCUUUUCCUAGAAUAUAUUAAAUUAUGCUAAAUUUGUUUACAUUUACAGAAUCAAAUGAACAGGGCCAGGAUUUUAAGAAAGAAAUGUAUCCAUAUAAUAUGCUAGCAUAAGGGUAGCCCGCGUGCAGGCCCAAGGGAACUGAUAUGCGGGCUAGCAUAAGGGUGAACAAGAAAGUUCAUUUCUCAAAUUGUUUUCUCUAAUUAUAAAUGCAUUGCAUGUGUGCAUUAAUUAGAAUUGUAAUGGCACCUGGUCAUGUUUCUGGUCACCAUGUGCAGCUGUGCACAUUUUUUUUCAACUUAUUAUUACUCUAAUAAUUUAUAUAAUUUUAUAAUUAAAACUAAAAAAAAAUAUAUAAAUUAAAAAAAAUUAUUCUUAAUAAUAAUUAAUAAUAAUUAUUAAUUAUUAUGAAUAAUUAUUAAUAAUUUAAUAAUUAUUAAUAAUAAUAAUUGUUAUUGUUAUUAAUUUAAUAAGCUCUAGAUAAAACAUGAGCAGCCGAUCUUUAUCUGAUAUAAAAACUCAAGCCGAAGGCAAGAGUUAAUUUGUAUAUCAGACAAAGAUCGGAUGCGAAUGUUUUAUCGUGCUUAAAAAACGACCCAUCUUAUGAGUUCAUUGGCGAAGUAAUUUUAAAAAUAAACAUUGACUAAGCCGAGAAAAUCAAAGCUGAAGUUUAUGUAAAUCAGGACAAAUCUUUAUGCGAUUUACAAACUUAAACAUUCAUUUCUUUUGAAUUUUUUCAUGAAUUAUUAAUGAGUUUUAUAAUUAUUAUUAUAAUAUUUAAUAAUUAUAAUAACACUAGUAAUAUUUGUCACAUUUUAUUACAAAUUUCACCUUAACUUCUCUGCAAAGAAAUGACGGAUGUCGGGCAAGUAAAAUUCCACGUCUCAACACUCCAUCAAAGGUAAUUUAAUAUUUUGUGUGAGCAUUUUGUUUUCUAUGUAACAUUUGAAUGAAUAUACAAGACGUAUACUCUUUGUCAAUUAUCAUUUCGAUACCUAGGUUUCUUUGGAUGGUGAUAGUUUAACAGUUCAGUUACUUGUUCAGCUUGGAACUGGUGAAUGGAAAAUACAGGUAGAAUGGAAUUCAUAAAAGUACAAAGUCAAGAAGUUCGCAUUCAUUAUCGUGUACACUUGUUGGGGACUAGGGAUUUUUAUUAAGAAGUUAUUUUUGGACCACAUAAAAAUAGAAAGUGAUCGUACUUUACUUUUGCCAAAAGUUGGGCAGGUGGUAUAUAAAAGAUUUCAACUGGACUGCCACAAAUGUCAAGUGACGCACCAUUCACACUUUUUAUGUGUCCACUUUUUUGAUAAAUUAUUGUAAUCUUUAAGAUAACUCAUGAUGCUUUGCGCCAUGUCAAGGAAAGUCGAGAUUUGGUAGACAGAAUCGUCAGUGAAUCACGAGGUAGGGUAUAAGGAUCCUGUCACAGACCUUUAUAUAUGGGCUUGAGUGGCACAGUCGUUAGAGAGAACGCUUUUUACCUCGGAGAUUGUGGGUUCGAUUCUUGCUCGUGGACAAAUGACACUUUUGUGAAAAGAGAGGUCAACGCUCUACCAAAAAUCGUGGGUGUUCUCUGGGCACUCCGGUUUCUUGGUAUACCAUGUUAACAGGGUGGUUUGGGAUAAGCCCUAAACGACCGACCCUUCCACCGUAGUUGUGCUCCGUGUGAUCAAACACAAGUCAUAAAGCCGGUAUUCCACUAGGCGGAAUUUUGCGCGCGGAGCGGAAUCUUUCUUUGUCUUUUCUAAUUAGUUCCACCCGAGAAAUCACAAGACAAAGAAAAAUUCCGCUCCGCGCGCAAAAUUCCGCGGUGGCUGCCAAAGGUGCCAUUCGUAAAUCUUCAGCGUGAAGUUGCACUACAUCCUUCGUAAUUCAGCUUAGCUCUCGGCUGCAAGUAAGGAAGAUUAGCACACUCCCAACAUUCUUACUAGACUAAUAACCAGCGCGCUACAAUCUCGCAAGCCAGGCUGUAUUACGUCCGUGGUUCCGCUCCACGCCGUAACUACGUCAUGCCUGACUUGCAAAGUUGUACCAGGGACAGGGUAUGUUUUACAAACAGGACGCAGUUUGCAAGCAGGAACAACUUCCACCUAUACAUUGCGUACUUAUUUUUACAGUUGUGUAUGGAAUCAAUACUGGAUUUGGGAAGUUCGCGCAAAAGGUUAUCUCAGACGAGAAACUUGGGUAUGUCUGGCUCCUCAGUGGUCUGGCUUUUAAGAUACUUGUAAGAUUGAGUAGUUGAAAAAUGUGGUAUAGAAUUCCUUUCUGUUUCUGAAGAAAUACAAUUUAUUCACACUAGCGCAUUUAUUCAAAUUUAGUGAAACGAUAUUUAUUGUUAAAAUAUUUUAGCGAGCUUCAAGAAAAUUUAAUAAGGUCUCAUGCAGCUGGUGUAGGGAAUCCGUUAACUCAAGAACAAACCAGGAUGCUAAUGGCUUUACGCAUCAAUGUACUCGCAAAGGGUUACAGGUAAGUUCUAAUGCAGCUAAAGAUGCUUAUGUGAUGUUACUCUGAGUGUAUAUCCACACCGGGCAGGCUUGAAAAAUACGCCUGGCCACGGUGGGAAUCGAACCUACGACCUUUGGAAUACUAGCCCAGUCACAUCACAUAAGCAUCUUAUUCACCUGAGUACAUUAUACCAACACAGCAAAUAUCAUAUUAGAUUACACCGAUAUCGAAGGAACUAGAUUCAGUUCCGAAAUAUUACAUACUCGAACCGAUCUGACCGCGUAGCUCAGUUGGCAGAGCAUUGGGCUAGUAUUCCAAAGGUCGUAGGUUCGAUUCCCACCGUGGCCAGGCGUAUUUUUCAAGCCUGCCCGGUGUGGAUAUACACUCAGAGUAACAUCACAUAAGCAUCUUAUUCACCUGAGUACAUUAUACCAACACAGCAAAUAGCAGCUAAAGAUGUUUGCACAUCAAAGUUAUGAUUGAACAGUUGAGUACUCUGAUAUGCAUAUGUAUCAGGUCCAGUUAUCGACUAAUUUUUUAUCUAGACAAGAAAGACGAAAUCUAUCAUUAUAGCUUAAAAGAGCAUCCUAAAAUUAGUAAAAUUGCAAAGUUUGGUUGCAAGAUGUUGUAAAAUACGGAAAACUAUAGCCCUGUGAAAUUAGCAAAUUUUGAGUAUUUUAGUAUUACGCGCGGAAAAAUGCACCACUUUGGGCUCAAAAGUGCCUUUUCCCGCUCGUAAUACUAAAAUACUCAAAUUUUGCUAAUUUUGCUAACGUUUAUCAAAUUUAUUCCUCUAUAUUGCAGUGGUAUUUCACUGGAGAAUUUAGAACGGAUUGUGGAAGCUUUCAACGGUAAUAACUAUAACGUGUUUCACCAUUGCAACUCGAUGCAGUGAUGUUGUAGUUUUGUUUUAAUUUCUACUCUCUAGCCUCAUGUCUGCCCUGGAUUCCUGAACAAGGCACAGUGGGAGCGAGUGGUGAUCUCGCGCCAUUGGCGCACCUCGCGCUUGGCCUCAUGGGAGAAGGGAAAAUGUGGAGUCGUAAGAGUGGCUGGGCUGAUGCUAAACUGGUUGGUUCAAUUUGCUUGUACAUAUUGUUAAAGUCCAGAAAGUCUCGAUAUAUGUUUUCAUUAUGCUCUUUGUUAUAGGUGUUGGACGCGCAUGGAUUGAAGCCAAUCGUACUUGGACCUAAAGAGGUGUUCAGAAGUUCCAUAUUUUUGAAAAUACAAUUAUCGAACCUACUUUCGUGAUCUGAUAGAUUAGUUUGAUGUAUUCGGGGGGGGCAAUCAGUGAAUACGGUUGUGUCCCUUGUGUCCUAUUACAGUAAUGCUCAUCUGAUUAUUUUUAAUUAUUCAGAUUCGGCAAUUUAAUUUUGUUUAGGGUUUAGCAAUGAUCAAUGGGACACAGCUUAUUACUGCAAUUGGAACUGAAGGUAUGUGA